UAUAAUCUGAUGACAAAUAUUGAUUUGAAUGGCGGAUCAGUGUCAAGCUCAAGCAUCGGUUUCAACCACUACGGAGACGAACAUAUCUGACUCUCACAUUCAAGAAGUUCGAGCUGGGCAGAUUAAUGAAGUCCAUGCAGAGAAGGUCGUGAAGAAUGUAACAAACAUUGAUGAGACAAAUAUAACUGACUCUCACAUCCAAGAGGUUCGAGCUGAGCAGAUUCAUGAAGUUCAUGCAGAAAAGGUCAUGCAGAAUGUAACAAACAUUGAUGAAACAAAUAUAACUAACUCUCUGAUUCAAGAAGAUCGAGCUGAGCAGAUUCAUGAAGUCCAUGCUGAGAAGGUCGUGCAGAAUGUAUCAAAUAUUGAUGAGACAAACAUAACUGACUCGCACAUUCAAGAAGUUCGAACUGAGCAGAUUCAUGAAGUUCAUGCAGAGAAGGUUGUGCAGAAUGUAACAAACAUUGAGGAGACAAACAUAACUGACUCUCAUAUCCAAGAGGUUCGAGCUGAGCAGAUUCAUGAAGUUCAUGCUGAGAAGGUCGUGCAGAAUGUAUCAAAUAUUGAUGAGACAAACAUAACUGACUCUCACAUUCAAGAAGUUCGAACUGAGCAGAUUCAUGAAGUUCAUGCGGAGAAGGUUGUGCAGAAUGUAACAAACAUUGAGGACACAAACAUUACUGACUCUCAUAUCCAAGAGGUUCGUGCUGAGCAGAUUCAUGAAGUUCAUGCUGAGACGGUCGUGCAGAAUGUAUCAAAUAUUGAUGAGACAAACAUAACUGACUCUCACAUUCAAGAAGUUCGAACUGAGCAGAUUCAUGAAGUUCAUGCAGAGAGGGUUGUGCAGAAUGUAACAAACAUUGAGGAGACAAACAUAACUGACUCUCAUAUCCAAGAGGUUCGAGCUGAGCAGAUUCAUGAAGUUCAUGCUGAGACGGUCGUGCAGAAUGUAUCAAAUAUUGAUGAGACAAACAUAACUGACUCUCACAUUCAAGAAGUUCGAACUGAGCAGAUUCAUGAAGUUCAUGCAGAGAAGGUUGUGCAGAAUGUAACAAACAUUGAGGAAACAAAUAUAACCGACUCUCUGAUUCAAGAAAUUCGAGCUGAGCAGAUUCAUGAAGUUCAUGCGGAGAAGGUUGUGCAGAAUGUAACAAACAUUGAUGAGACAAACAUUACUGACUCUCACAUUCAAGAAGUUCGAACUGAGCAGAUUCAUGAAGUUCAUGCUGAGAAGGUUGUGCAGAAUGUAACAAAUGAAACAGUCCUCAACAGUCCCAAGGAAGUGUAUGUGAAGCACAAAGUUGUUAACAAAGUAUACAACAUUUUCCAAGCUCAUGACCAACCAUCUUCAAGUUUCUCAUCACCCAAACAGCAAAGACCGACUGAAUCAGUUUCUCAACCAAAUACAGCCCCUGAUCCUGUAUAUAAAGGAGAUCCAUUGCCUCCGCCAUCAGGGGUUCUCGAUAAAGUCUCACGCAGAAUUAAUAAAGGUCAGCGUGUGAAAAAGUUUAUUGAUUUUUUCAACAAGAGGACAUGGGAAGAAACAGAAGUCAAAAUUGCAGAAAACUACAAAAAGCUCAAUGAGCCUGAUUUUGAGGUCCAUCCUAAAUUAAAGAAAGUUCCAAACUUCUAUGAGGGCCAAAUGGCAAAGGAGUACAAUAAAGAAAAGGGAUUUGCUGUAACAGAGGGAUCUGAAAAAAUUGGUCAGUUGAUCACUAUGAACAAACUUAGCGAACAGCUUAGUGAUGAAAGCUGUAAAUACAUUGCAAUUACUGGGCAGGCUGGAAGUGGCAAAACGACAAUUAUGAAACGCGUGUCUCGAAGUGUUGUUGUUGCAAAUGAAUUGGUGAAAAAAGCUAGGAAAGCAAAAGGAACCGUCAGUCAAUUGUUCCGCAAGAAAAAACGUCAAUUUAGAUUUGUUCAUCAUUUCGGUUUUAAAGAUAUGCCAGUUUCUUAUGCUACAAGACCAGAAGAUGCACUGAGCCCUUGCGAUUUGCUUUUUGGAAAGAUUGCACCUGGGUUCAAAAAUCUAGAGUUAGAAGAUGGAUAUGAAUGGCUUAUUGAGCAUGAUUACGAGUGUAUUUUCUUCUUUGAUGGUUUAGAUCAGGCUAUGUGGGAUCUUCAUGGAAAUCAUAACAAGAUGAAUUACUUUGACAAGUCAAGUACCGCUACAAUUAUAUACAAUAUUUUAACGAGAAAUCUUUUCCCCAGAGCGAAAAUUGUUAUUUCAUCGCGUGAACACAAAAUUGCAUCCUUGCCUUUGGAAUUACGGCCUCCAUUCAUAACUGCCCUUGCUGGUUUAGAUCAUGAGGACAUCAAAAAGUUAUUCGUUUCAGUUUUGGGCGAGACAGGUGAAGAAUCCUGGAAUAAUUUAACAGUUCAAUCACCAUCACUCAUCCAGUUCUCGAGCGUACCAUUAUUCUUGCUUCUUAAUGCGAUAGUUCACAAGUUCAACCCUGCAAAUCCACCCGAUACCAUGACAGAUGUAAUGAUACAAAUACUCCAUAUUUUUAUGCGAUCCGAUCAUGCUCAGGAAAGAGGAAACAUAAAGCAAAAUAUUCGCAAAUUAAUGGAAAUGUCAUUUGAAGGCACAAAACAAAAGCGCGUCAUUUUUACUAUCGAUGAUCUCAAAAAGGUAGGCCUUCAUUCAGACGAGGUCCGCGAUCUGAUCAUAAAAGUGCCUGGAAAUAACAUGCUAAGCCAACAUCUUAUGGAAGGCGACAAUUUGAUGUUCUUCAGUCACCAAAUCCUGCAAGAAAUCCUAGCCAGUCUAUACAUUGCCAACAUGGAUCUUGCCACUUUCCAGUUAUUUAUCGCUGAAGAGAUCCACGAUGAUCACUGGUCAGUUGUUCUGCGUCUCCUGUGUGGAAUUAUUUUCAAUCAAGAUAUCAAAACUGAAUUCCUGAAAGAUCUUACAACUGUGUUCGAUCGAGAAGCAAAGAAAGCAUUACUUAGAGAAAGCCUCAAGAAUAAAAUGAGUCAAUGUACGAGAUCCUAUCAAAAGUUGGAGUUGUUCGGUGCCUUGUAUGAGGCCAAUGAUGCCGAACUUAUUCAAUCCCAUGUACGAGGAAUCAACUUCGAAGAUGAGUCUUUCAAUGCUGCAGGGAUGUACGCAAUGUCGUCGGUUAUGCGACGUUGUGGUCACCUUGAGCAGUUUCGUCUUGUUAAAUGUGACCUCAAUGCUGAGCUGAUGAAAUGCUUGGAUUUGAGUUUGAAAGGGUCUGGAGUGAAGGUAUCUAAGAUAGAUAUCAGUGGAAAUCAAAUGAAUGAAGAAGCUUUCAAAAGUCUUGGUUCUGCUUUGGCAAGUAUUGAUGGUAAAGAAAUGGAACUCAAACUUCAAAUGUGCGGACUCACCAAAGAGAAAAUCGAUGCACUGGGAAGGAAUACGGAAUUAAAAAUUCACACUCUCGAUGUUCGAAACAAUUCCAAGAUCACAUCCGAUCUAUUUCUUGCUAUCGCUAAAGUUGCAACUCAAAAUGAAGUCAAGAAUCUUCUGACAGAUCCAUGUGAAGAAUUACGUCUAACUACAGAGCAGCUGAUGGAACUGAGCAAAUGGAAAACUUGUGGGAAGAUUCACACUCUCGAUGUUCGAAACAACUCCAAGAUCACAUCUGAUCUAUUUCUUGCAAUCGCUAAAGUUGCUACUCAGAGUGAAGUCAAGAAUCUUUUGACAGAUCCAUGCGGAAUGUUACGUCUAACUACAGAGCAGCUGAUGAAAUUGAGCAAAUGGAAAACUUGUGGAAAGAUUCACACUCUCGAUGUUCAAAAUACUUCCAAGAUCACAUCCGAUCUAUUUCUUGCAAUCGCUGAAGUUGCAACUCGGAGUGAAGUCAAAAAUCUUCUGACAGAUCCAUGCGAAGAGUUGCAUCUAACUACCAAGCAGCUGAUGGAACUGAGCAAAAGGAAAACUUAUGGAAAGAUUUGCACUCUCGAUGUUCGAAACAAUUCCAAGAUCACAUUCGAUCUAUUUCUUGCAAUCGCUAAAGUUGCUACUCAGAGUGAAGUCGAGAAUCUUCUGACAGAUCCAUGUGAAGAGUUACAUCUAACUACAAAGCAGCUGAUGGAAUUGAACAAAUGGGAAACUUGUGCAAAGAUUCACACUCUCGAUGUUCGAAACAACUCCAAGAUUACAUCCGAUCUAUUUCUUGCAAUCGCUAAAGUUGCAACUCAGAGUGAAGCCAAGAAUCUUCUGACAGAUCCAUGUAAAGAGUUACGUCUGACUACAAAGCAGCUGAUGGAACUGAGCGAAUGGAAAACUUGUGGAAAGAUUCACACUCUCGAUGUUCGAAACAACUCCAAGAUCACAUUCAAUCUAUUUCUUACAAUCGCUAAAGUGGCAACUCGGAGUGAAGUCAAGAAACUUCUGGCAGAUCCAUGUGAAGAGUUACGUCUAAAUAAAAAGCAGCUGGUAGAACUGAGCAAAUGGAGAACCUGUGGAAAGUUGGAUAAACUAGUUGUCAGUCACAACAAGGAUCUUGGCGCUGCUGGUUUUCGUGAAGUUGGAUUGGUUGUUACACAAUGUCAGGUGAAAGCAUUGGAGGCUCGGGAUUGCAAUCUGACAGCAGAAGGAAUGAAGACAUUUAAGGAAAACACUCACAAUGCAAAGUUGGAUAAACUAGAUGUCAGUGGUAACAAGUAUCUUGGCACUGCUGGUUUUGGUGAAGUUGGAUCAGUUGUUACACAAUGUCGGGUGAAGGCAUUAGAGGCUUGGUUUUGCAAUCUGGCAGCAGAAGAAAUGAAAGCAUUUAAAGAAAACAGUCGCAAUGCAAAGUUAGAUAAACUGGAUGUCAGUUACAACAAGUAUCUUGGCACUGCUGGUUUUGGUGAAGUUGGAUUAGUUGUUACACAAUGUCAGGUGAAGUCAUUCGUGGCUAUGGAUUGUCAUCUGACAGCAGAAAGAAUGAAAGCAUUCGAGGAAAACACUCGCAAUGCAAAGUUGGAUAAACUAGAUGUCAGUUACAACAAGGAUAUUGGCACUGCUGGUUUUGGUGAAGUUGGAUCUGUUGUUAUUACAAUGUCAGGUGAAAGUAUUUGAAGCUCGGGAAUGCAAUCUGACAGCAGAAGGAAUGAAAGCAUUUAAGAAAAACACUCGCAAUGCAAAGUUGGAUAAACUAGAUGUCAGUGGCAACGAAGAUCUUGGCACUGUUGGUUUUGGUGAAGUUGGCAUCGUUGUUACACAAUGUCAAGUGAAAGCGUUCAUUUCUCGGUUUUGCCAUCUGACAGCAGAAGGAA
Messenger RNA from Styela clava, 5232 nucleotides. NCBI's taxonomy places the organism in Eukaryota, Metazoa, Chordata, Ascidiacea, Stolidobranchia, Styelidae. The record is from RefSeq and is a predicted model, not a curated record.